UUUAUUACGCAUGCGUUCCGGAUCAAUCGGAAUAAUUCGCCACGGAUUCGUGUUUUGCAUAUUUUCCAGUCUACUUUCAGUGUUCAAGUUUUAUGCAGCAUCAGAAACUAAAUCCAAAUUUUGAACCUCAAAAUUAAUCAGUUUUUUGUGCUGGAAGCACAUUUUAUAGUGUUCUAAGUAAACUUUAUUCUCUAAAAAGCCGAAUUUUUCUCGACUAUGUGAUCUUCUUAUAGAGUAGGGAAAGCUAAUCAGAAUGUUGAACGCCUAUUCGGAGUCACAAUCUGACGUCGAAAAUGAACAAAACGUUAUUGGAACCAAACAGAAACCACGCCCAGUGGGCAACCGAUGUCCGGAGAAGCGCAGCUCGCUCGUUAGACGCAGUGUCUCGUCUGCCAAGAACCACAGACGACCCAGCGUCAACAGCGUGUACAACGAGGGCCAGUUCAGCGAGUCGUGCAGCAUGCGCAAGAAUAAGGCAAAUAAGGCCGCUGGUUCUGCUUCGUCCUCCAGUGGGACUACGAUGGAAUCGUCUGGAAGCAGCUGUAGCGAUGGUGACACUUCAUCGUCCUACGGGGAACCCAAUCUUCCGUACCCAGGAUUUGCAGAGUAUUCGCUCAAGUAUCUCAGCCAGGAUACGAAACCGAGAAUUUGGUGCUUGCAGUUGAUAACCAAUCCAUAUCCUUUUCAAAACAUAAUUGUUUGUAGUCUGCAGUAAUUCUUUAAUUUUCAGUUGAAUCUUUUUGUUAUUCAGAUUCUGUCUACAAAUUCUACAAUCAUGAAUAAUUUUCCUUAAUUAUCUGAAAUACAUGGUUUGAGCGAGUCUCCAUGCUGGUGAUCUUGCUGAACUGCGUCACGU
This is a messenger RNA of Aedes albopictus (Asian tiger mosquito), 856 nucleotides long. RefSeq lists its product as uncharacterized. The record is from RefSeq and is a predicted model, not a curated record. The transcript has 2 exons. Lineage: Eukaryota; Metazoa; Arthropoda; Insecta; Diptera; Culicidae. The coding region runs from base 254 to 715 and encodes 153 amino acids.